GGUAGGCGAGUGUAAUGCCCAGAGUCGCACUGAGGCCAUAUUGGCAGGCAGUUGGUGGGUAAUUUGUUUAGUGCUAAUUUGGCCUUCUAGAGUGUUGUAUGUGAGAAGACCCUUGAGGACCCCAGCCUGACUAACAUAGUCUCUGAGUCACUGAGGACAGUUUUUAAGUGUAGAAGCUCUAUGUAUAGAAAUAAGAACUGAUAUGUUUUCAUGCACAUAGAUACAGUAUCCAUCAAGGUCAUGAUUACUCUAGGUAUUAGUGAUUAUAUUUACUGAAGUACAGCGGUAAGAAGAAACCAUGUUUCAGAAGAAAGAAAAUUCAUUUGUCCUUGUGUAAAGUGGGUUUGGAUACUCAGACCUGUCUUGGCUCACUUUUUAAAUGUUGCUUUCUGCACAAAGUAUAUUUUACAGUGCAUUAAAGACAAAUACCUAAUGCCAUCACAUGUUUGUGUGCACAUUUCUUUACACUCUUAUCUUUAACAUGCCGCCCUUGUCACCCUUUCCAACAUCUACUAACACCCCCUCCUUCCACCACUUUCCCUUUUAGCUCAUUGGCUCUUCUGUUAAGCCCAAAUAUAUUUUUAGGCUGUUAUUCUUUCUGAGGGGUGGAUACAGCAAGUGAGGGGAUAGAUAUAUACAGAACCCCCCUACAACAGAGAACAAACGUUCCUAAUGUUAUUCAUCUCUCUGUUCAAUUAUCAAUGGAGGAUUAAUAUACCUGCAGACUAUCCUGGAGAGAACAGCUAAUUCAAAACAGCAAGAUGACAGAUGUCAUGGUUCAGAAGGUCUCCUUCCCUUUUUCUUGCUCACCGUGCCACGCCCAAGCUGAUGAACAGCCACUCGCAGAGCAGAGAUCUCACCAAGACAUCGAACGACUGGUGCAAGGAACACUAAAAGCAGCAAAGGACCCAAAUAAAAACCCAAACCAAAACAACUCAAAGCUGGAGUAUAAGGACACAGUGUCUGCAUUCAAGGUCAGAGAAGCACAAGCUUCCAGCACAGAUUCUGACCUCCAGAACACAAAUACGGGCUACUCUGCAAAUGGCAGUCCUCAUCCAGAGCCUGCCAUAAACACAAAUGAUACCAUUAAAACCUAUCCGACAUCUGAUAAACAGGACAGAGAUUCAUCAUCUGUGGAGAGUAGCCAGUCUAAAGGCAAGGUUUCCUACAAGACUGUGUUCGAGAAAUGGGCAAGCCUGCAAUAUGAAGAACAACGUCCUAGUACAAAGCGCCAGCUCUCUGCAGAGAGCGCAGCAAAGUGUGUGACUGUAAGGAAGAGGAGCACAGUGGCAAGCAAUAAAGAAGAGCCAGCAAAGCCUCUCUCACACACCAAUCCUGGCACACAGCCCAGGAAAGCUGGUCUACCCAUACGCUCCUCCUGUCAGAGGCAGCCAAGAAGACAGCUGUUCAGCAGCACCGGGGUCUUCCACAAAGUGGACACACACGUAAUUAGCAAAGGGAGGGAGCUGAAAGAGCAGAGAGUGUUCUCACCUCAGAACAUUGCUCGCGUAAUUACACAGGGGGCCAGAAAUGAGCUAGAAAAAAUCAGGGCCAUAUGGGUCUGGCUCUGCCAUAAUAUUGAAUAUGAUUUGGAUGGGUACCUGGGUCUAUCCCCAAAGCUCUGCACCCCAGAGGAAGUCAUUAAGGCAGGUCGAGGACUAUGCAGUGGAUUUUCCAGCAUCUGUCUUGAAAUGUGCAGGGAAGUUGGUAUUCAGUGUGAAGAGGUGAGUGGGUACAGUAAAGGCAUUGGGCAUUGGCCUGGGCACAGGCUGGCAGAUAAGCCUUCUGACCACAUGUGGAAUGCUGUGUGGGUGAAGGGGCAGUGGGGGCUUCUGGACGCCUGUUGGGGGGCUGGCACUGUCAACAUGGACACCAAAACUUUUGUUAAGAGAUUUGACGAUUUUUACUUCCUGACUGAGCCGGGAGAAUUGAUAAACUCUCACUUUCCUGAUGAAGAGAACUGGCAACUGCUAGACAGUCUGAUCUCUCUGGAGCAGUUCGAACUGAUACCAAUAAAAACCUCAGCAUUCUACACGCUGGGACUGACCCUUCUACAACCCACACAGUACAAAAUAACCACAGAUGACGGGGAGACAACGGUGUCUGUGAGCUCGUGCGGACGGUUGACCUUUGCCUAUGAGCUCAGGCAGCGGGACUCGGAGACAGGAGCUGCAGGGCAGAACGAGGUCGACGGCUCAUGUGGUUUGCUGUCAGUGACGCAGCAGGGCAUGAAUCUGCGUCUGCUGCCACCAGAGCCAGGAGCCUAUGAGCUGAAGCUAUUCGCACGACCAGAGGGUGACUCUGGCACUCUGCUCUGGGUCUGUACUCUGGAGAUUGAGUGUCCAUCUGUCCAGCAGAGCCAGUCGCUGCCCGCUAACCCCUAUCUGAGUUGGGGUUUAGGUUCCAGUGCAUUGGUGCAUGGGAUAAAGGGCUGCAGUGUGCCAAGCCAAGACACUCUGGAGGUUUCUGAGAGAGGAGAGUGUGAGGUGGUGCUACACACCUCGCGCCCCCUGAUGAUGGUGUGCGAGCUCAUACACCCUGAACUCGACUUCGCUCUGGCUAAGCGCUGCCUGGCACUGCAAAUAGCAGCAGAGCAAGUGGUGUGCAACGUGCUAUGCCCGUACAAAGGCUACUACCGUCUUUCUGUGUUUGUGCGUGAUUACGAUGAUGGAAGUGGCUCCUUUCAGAAUGUAGGGAAUUUCCUGUUGCGAUGCAGGGGCUUAGGAGUGAAUCAGAAUGUGCUAUACCCUCCUGAUCUUAGUCCAUGGUGUGGACCAGGAAUGCGCACACAAGCAGCUGGACUGUCGCACUUUAGCCACACAGGGGCAUUGGUGAAUUUGCCUCAGGGUCGCUGUAAUAUUACUUUCCACUGCACCUCAUCUCAGCUGCAAAUGCACGCAGUCCUCAGUGCAGAGUCAUAUGAGAAACCGAAUCAGGCCGGCUUUCCACUGUCACGACACAUUUUGCUCACAUUCACAGACAGCAAGGUGACAGUGAGCGUGUGUGUACCGCAGCCUGGAGUCUAUCGCCUGGGUUUGUAUGGACGCACACCCCCUCAGCAAGACUACGCUCCGCUGUGCGACUACGUGCUGCGAAGUGCAUGCGACAGAUGUGGAGAACCAUUCCCAUGUGUGUAUUCAGCAUGGGGGAAAGGGUGUGUGCUGCUGGAACCACGUGGAGGCGUGCUGGCCCCACAGAGCUGGGUGUGCUUCCGUGUGCGGGUGCCGGCAACACGGAGAGUAAGUGUGCUCGCAGAGCAGCGAGUGGAAUUAAAAAUGAAUAAAUGCAGGGUGUGGGAGGGCAGGGUCUUUACAGGGAACAUCACUCAAAUUAAACUGACUGCAGCCACUUCAGACACCGGUGACUUGGCCGUGCUCAUGACCUUUGAUGUCCUCAACCGGGAGAGCAAGCAGUGAUGGAAAAGAGAGAAAGGGAGACAGAGUAUGUGUGUGAAUGCGAGUAUGUAUGUAUGUGUUGGGCAGCUGGACAAUAUCCAUAAAGUGAGCUUGUUUAUGAUGAGAAAGUUGCUUGUAAUUCUUUUCGGGGUUGUUUUUUUCCCCCUGGUAAAUGGUUUGUUAUGCACUGGAUGUAUCUUCUGAAAUAUAUAUUUCUUUGCAUUCAAGAAAGCAUUUCUUAAAUACAGUAACCUCAAACACAAGCAUUUUGAAUUUCUGUCUUCAUUUUUUCCUCAGUCUGACCUCCCAUAGUGUACUUAUAAUAGCAGUUAAAAAACAACAACAAAAAACAAAACAAUAGACAUUUUAAGAGGGCGUGGUACAACUGUAAAGGGCAUUCGCAGUCACAGAAGGGCAAUUUGUGCAUUUCGCAGCAGCGUGAUUCAAGGACAGAGUACACGGCCCACUGGUUGAUGAGAAACUUUUACAUGACACGUCACUUAAAAACUGUUCAAAGUAUGGUUUAAAUAUGUCCUAAAGCUUAGGAUAUGCUGUUUAUGUGUCAAAGAACACAAUAUACUGUAGUGAAAAUAUGCUUGUGCUUAGCAAGGAAAAAAAAACAAGCACAAAUGAGCAGCACAUUAUAUGGAAUCAUUCCAAAUAGAAGGAAAUGAGAAAGUUGAACUUUUUCCAAAUUGGAGUCGUAUCUGGUAUCAGACUGGCCCUAAGCUCUACAGGAGCCAGAGGGGACACCAUUGUUUACAUGCUGCAGUCAUAACAAAUAGGAGCUCAGUAUACACUUGGGCUGCAGAUCCACUCCAAACAAGAAGUAAAACAAUGCCUGCUAUGUGUGUGUUUGUGUGGGUAUUGCCUGUAGGGAGAAGGUCAAGUACUGCUGAUGUAAGGUGCCAGAAAUACUGUGUUUUGGAUCUGUGUGUGAGGAGCUGGUGUAGCGAUGUCUAGGGAAUUGUUGGCAUGUGUGUAUGGACACAUUCAAGGGGUGUCAAGUCUGCAUGUCUUUGCAUAAAAACAACUGCUUGGUAUGUGGCAACGAUUGGAUGGAGACCAGAAACCGAGAGCCAGGAAAAAGGAUAUGUACUAUCAGAUAAAAACACACAGAGAGAGAGAGAGAGCGAGAGAGAGAGGGAGAGAGAGAUAAAUCACCGUAGUAAUGGCAGGCUCUGAAGGUUUGUGCUGAUGCAGGACUUGGCAUUUUCAUAGACGUUAUCACCAUGUGACAAAUACAUUGCUGAGGGUAUAAGCAUUAACACCCACCCGCACCAACAAAUGUGACUCACUAAUGAUGAGACCAUCCUGAAAAUGCAGAGAAACCCACAAUCAGCAAACUGAAAACACACGUCCAGUAAGUGGGUUAUAAAUAGUUUAAUGGAUUAUUUAAUCUCAUAAAUACAACGUAUAGAUUAUAAAAAGCAUAAGUCACAGGAGAAAACAGGAGUUCCAGUAGUUUUGUGCA
Molecule: messenger RNA, 4869 nt
Organism: Ictalurus furcatus (blue catfish)
Lineage: Eukaryota; Metazoa; Chordata; Actinopteri; Siluriformes; Ictaluridae
Gene: ky
Product: kyphoscoliosis peptidase
Exons: 7
Coding region: 762-3416 (884 amino acids)
Source: RefSeq, a predicted model, not a curated record